CUGUCCACUCGCCGCGGCCCUCGGAGCCCGAGUGGGAGACACAUCACAUAUAUAAUGCCUGCCAUUCGACCCCUCGACAAGCAGUAACACAGCUUCGUCAUGAAGGCAUUCGUGUGCGUAUUAUUAUUGGCCGCGGCCGCUCACGCCGGCUUCAUCAGCAGCGGAGGCUGGUCGGGGGGCGGCGGCGGCGGCGGCUACGGCGGCGGCAGCGGUUGGUCCAGCCUCGGAGGCGGCUGGUCUAGCGGCGGCGGCGGUGGCGGCUGGAAGCUGGGCGGCGGCGGCGGCGGCUGGUCGAGCGGUGGAAGCAGCGGCUGGCCCAGUGGCGGCGGCGGCGGCUGGUCUAGCGGAGGCAGCAGCGGUUGGCCCAGCGGUGGCGGCGGACAAGUGAAAAUCAUCAAGAUUAUCACCUCUGGCGGCGGCGGCGGUGGCUUCGGAGGCGGUCACGGAGGCUGGUCUGGCGGUGGCAGCAGCGGCGGCUACGGUGGCGGCUGGAAGUCGAGCGGUGGAAGCGGGUGGUCUAGCGGAGGAAGCGGCGGUUGGAAGCUCGGCGGCGGCAGCAGCGGCUGGUCCAGCGGUGGAGGUGGCGGCGGCUGGAAGCUCGGCGGCGGCGGCGGCGGCGGCGGGUGGUCCAGCGGCGGCGGCUCCUCUGGCUGGUGGUGAUCUCCAAAUGUGAUGUUUUAGCUAAAUAAAGUACAAUUAUACCUCU
Molecule: messenger RNA, 706 nt
Organism: Plodia interpunctella (Indianmeal moth)
Lineage: Eukaryota; Metazoa; Arthropoda; Insecta; Lepidoptera; Pyralidae
Gene: CPG15
Exons: 4
Coding region: 100-660 (186 amino acids)
Source: RefSeq, a predicted model, not a curated record